CAACACGGGGGAGACGGGCACGCGCAGCGCAGUAACUGUUUGCCGCCAGUCAGUUUUGUCGUUCACAACCGCGACACACGUCUUCUAAAUUUUAUUACUGGAAACGAGUAAAUUUGGUUGAAAUACGUUUAUUUUUCAGUUUGUUUGUGCUCGUACUGGUUUAUACCUCAUCCGGAAGCGGUCUGUGGAUUUGUUUUAGUCGCUCGUUUGUGGACUCGCGACUGUAUAUUUCUCUAGGCCGCAGUUUCAGAGAUUAACAACAACAACAACAUGGCCGAUGAUUUGGACAUUGAAGCAAUGCUAGAGGCUCCUUAUAAAAAGACUUGCCUAUAUCUCACCUCUACUCCCAUGAAUUCCAGUGUGAACUGUCAAAAAAAUGAAGGAUGACAACAAGUCCUUAAGUACCAAUGGCCACGAGGAGCGGAGCAAGAAGAAAAAGAAGAGCAAGAGUCGCAGCAGAAGCAAGAGCCGGGAGAGGAAAAGAAGCAAAAGUCGUGACCGUAAGAAGAGUCAUGACCGCAGACGGAGUCGCAGUAAAGACCGGAAGCGCAGCCGCAGCAAAGAGAGGCGCCGUAGCCGUUCCAGGAGCAGGGAGCGUGGCGGUCGUUACAAACCUCCUUUUUCUGGCCUGAAAUUUAACGGUGGUCCCAGGGGGAAGACUGGCCCCCCACCUGCCAUCAAACUAAGCCGCAGAAGGUCCAGAAGCAAGAGUCCCUUCAAGAAAGACAAAAGCCCUGUGAGACUGCCUAUUGAUAACCUCACGCCCGAGGAGAGAGAUGCACGCACAGUGUUCUGCAUGCAGCUGGCAGCUAGAAUCCGACCACGAGACCUGGAGGAAUUCUUUUCUGCAGUGGGAAAAGUGAGAGAUGUGCGAAUCAUUUCUGACAGAAACUCCAGAAGAUCCAAGGGUAUUGCUUACAUUGAGUUUGUGGAUUCCACCUCUGUACCUUUAGCUAUUGGCCUGUCUGGACAAAGACUUCUUGGAGUACCCAUCAUUGUCCAGGCUUCACAGGCUGAAAAGAACAGAGCAGCUGCUUUGGCCAACAACUUGCAGAAGGGCAGUUCAGGACCCAUGAGGCUGUAUGUCGGCUCAUUGCAUUUUAACAUAACAGAGGACAUGCUCAGAGGGAUCUUUGAACCAUUUGGAAGGAUUGAUAGUAUUCAGCUGAUGAUGGACAGCGAAACAGGAAGAUCCAAAGGAUACGGCUUCAUCACAUUUUCUGAUGCUGAAUGUGCUAAGAAGGCUCUGGAGCAGCUUAAUGGCUUUGAGUUAGCGGGCAGGCCGAUGAAAGUAGGACAUGUGACAGAGCGUACUGACGCAUCCACUGCAAGCUCCUUCCUGGACAAUGAUGAGCUGGAAAGGACAGGCAUUGAUCUGGGAACUACUGGGAGACUUCAACUAAUGGCCAGACUGGCUGAGGGUACUGGUCUGCAGAUUCCACCCGCUGCACAGCAGGCUCUUCAGAUGAGUGGCUCAAUGGUAGCCAUGGCUGCUGCUACUGCUGCUAUGAACCCUGGGUUGAGUUUUAACAUUAAUGUGCCCACAAACCAAGCUUUGAAUCUACCAUCCCAACCAAUCGCAACACACUGCUUCCAGCUUUCCAACAUGUUUAAUCCAAACUCAGAAAAUGAGCAUGGUUGGGAAGUUGAAAUUCAGGAUGAUGUCAUUGAGGAGUGUAACAAACAUGGAGGAGUCAUACAUAUAUAUGUGGACAAGAAAUCCGCUGAAGGUAAUGUCUAUGUGAAGUGUCCAACCAUUCCUGCUGCUAUGGCUGCAGUUAGUGCAUUACAUGGACGCUGGUUUGGAGGUAAAAUGAUCACAGCAGCUUACGUCCCUCUUCCUACAUAUCACAAUCUUUUCCCAGAGUCUGUGCAAGCCACACAGCUUCUUAUGCCCAGUCGCCGGUGAUCCCUCACUCUUCAAAACAUUUUUCAAUAUUUCUUUUUAACUUUUGGACAAAAGUAACAGUUCUGCAAACUGAGGCACAGUUGUUUUGUUACCUUUUAAGUUGGUUACAAAACUGGUAAGGUUUAAAGUUUCACCUGCAUAGUGUCCUUACUGGUCUUGGACAUUUAAAAGAAAGAAGUUCUGUGAUUUAAAAAGUUUCCUAUGUACAGUCUACUUAUUGAAUUUUGUCUUGAUCUUUUAUUAAUUCUUUUCGUCUACAUAUAUUGUCUUUGUGAUAUAUCUAAUUGGCAUGUUUCCCACUUGAGGAAGUAUACAAUUUGCUACACACGAAAUACAAGUCUUGAAUGAUUUGAAACCCAACAAUUUACAUCAAACAUUAACAUAUUCAAGUUUUUGGCUCUAUGAGCUGUGGGAAUUCAAUGGCUGACAAAUAUCUUUUGUUCAUUUAGAGACCUGAAGGUUUAGAGGCAUCUUGUUUUUCUAAUCCAGAUUUGAUUUUGUAAAGUCCUUGAUGAAAGUUCAUUUCAAAUAAAGCCAAAAUACUAA
Messenger RNA from Paramisgurnus dabryanus, 2455 nucleotides. It is a transcript of the gene rbm39a, whose product is annotated as RNA binding motif protein 39a. Gene Ontology annotation, molecular function: RNA binding. Gene Ontology annotation, cellular component: nucleus. The record is from RefSeq and is a predicted model, not a curated record. Gene Ontology annotation, biological process: mRNA processing. Lineage: Eukaryota; Metazoa; Chordata; Actinopteri; Cypriniformes; Cobitidae.